Messenger RNA from Capsicum annuum, 2222 nucleotides. RefSeq names its product WAT1-related protein At4g19185. The transcript is spliced from 7 exons. Lineage: Eukaryota; Viridiplantae; Streptophyta; Magnoliopsida; Solanales; Solanaceae. Gene Ontology annotation, molecular function: transmembrane transporter activity. Gene Ontology annotation, cellular component: plasma membrane. The record is from RefSeq and is a predicted model, not a curated record. Bases 973 to 2043 code for a protein of 356 amino acids.
CUGCUAUCAAAUAGCGUAGUCUCAGUCUCUCUCUUUAGUUACAUUUAGCCACUCUAUAGAUAGAUAAUUGAAUUGAUGUGAAAAAAUUGAGCCUUGUGAGCUCAAUUGAGAUGAAUCAUAUUCGAUCUUUACACAUGCAUACUUCACUGUUUCAUUGAUGGAUCCAAUUUAGCCAAGGGUAUAACCGACUUAAAAUAAAGGAUUCUUGGAUUAAAUGGUGAAGUUGUUGCCAUGUAAUCAGGAAGUUCAAGCCUUGGAAAUAGCGUAAGUUGCUGCCAUGUAAUCAGGAGGUCACUGGUUCAAGCCGUGGAAAUAGCCCCUGGCAGAAAUGCAAGGUAACCUGCCUACAAUAGACCCUCUUGUGGUCCGGCCCUUCCGUGGACAUCGCGCAUAGUGGGAGCUUUAGUACACCAGGAUGACCUUAAAAUGAGUGAGAUAAAAGAUGGUCUUUUACCCUUCUAGUCUAACUGCAAUAACUGCCCCUUCUAACUGAUCAAACUGCUUACAAUACUCUCCUCAAGCUGGAGUGUGAAAGUUGGUGAGCAGCAGUACCAAGGCAGCCCUUGGUGAGGAAAGUUCCAUAAAAUUCAAAAUCGCAUUACCAAAGGUUGUACUUAACAUUAAAAAAAGCACAAAUUGUACUUUCACCUUUCAACAAAUCUUGUAAAUUAGAGGAAUAACCUACUAUUCCCUAGUUCCUUGUACCUUUUUGGUGCUUCUGUGAAGUUUUAGUUUGUAUAAAAGGCUUGGCGGUUCUUUUUAACUGGGAAGUCUAAAGCAUCAUGGAAUAAAAGACUUUGUGACUUUUGUGCAAAACCAUAUUCUUUUGUAGACUCUCUACUUUUUUUUUCUUUUUUUUUAAUGAAGUUGUAGUUGUACCUUUUGAUAUACUGCUUGUUUACUGGAGUGUUUUUUGCUGUUAAUAAAAUUAUUUUACCUUAUAAAAGCUGUAAGUUAGUCUUGAUCAGAUGAAUGAAACUACUUGAUGCUGCAGCAUCAACUAUUUUGUGUUUAUUAGAGAGUUGUGGACUGCACCUUGUAAGUUCCAAUCAAAAUUGUGCUAUAUUGCAUCUCGAAGAUUUGUGGAGAUUGAGGCUUCCUCUGAAUAAGCGGCUUCUAUUGUCAUUCUUCAUUUUGGGAUUAACUGGUAUUUUUGGUAACCAACUGUUGUUCCUUGUUGGUCUUGGGUACACAAAUCCAACUUAUGCUGCUGCGUUGCAACCUGCAAUACCAGUUUUUACGUUCAUACUUGCUGUACUUAUGGGUACAGAAACCGCAAAGCUUCUUACUGUGGAAGGUCAGGCAAAGGUUGGAGGUACCAUUGUUUGUGUUUCUGGGGCAAUUUUCAUGGCUGUAUUCCGUGGUCCAGCGGUGUUCGGAGACGGCACAUCAGACUUCACAGCACAAAUUAAGAUAGGUGCUCAGGGUCAACCGGAGCCUGCUGGAUGGCUAAUGUCUAGUUUUCUGGAUUUGGGGUUUGAUAAUUGGCACCUCGGCGUCUUAUGCUUAAUAGGAAACUGUAUGUGCAUGGCAGCAUACCUAGCUAUUCAGGCUCCAGUUUUGACAAAAUACCCGUCAAGCUUAUCAGUGACAGCAUAUUCGUACUUUUUUGGCGUUCUAUUAAUGAUAGGGACGUCGUUUUUUAUGACAAAUGGAUCGGCAGAUUGGUAUCUGACACCAUCCGAAGUUGUCGCUGUUUGCUAUGCUGGAAUUGUUGCAUCAGCGCUGAACUAUGGACUUAUGACAUGGUCCAAUAAGGUUCUCGGUCCUUCUUUAGUUGCUUUAUACAAUCCACUUCAACCUGCUGCAUCAGCAAUUUUGUCUAGUAUUUUUCUUGGGAGCGCUAUUUAUCUGGCAAGCAUUUUGGGAGGACUUCUCAUUAUAGCUGGGCUUUAUUUAGUUACUUGGGCAUCUUACAGACAAAGGCAGGCCACCAUGGGAACUGUUCCUCAUUCUCCUCGGAUAACGGAUCCCCUAAUCCCAUAUCAGAUAGGACACAUUUUCUCUGGUCCUUCUUCCUCAAUGCCAAAGAUCAGUGAUUAGAUAUUGCUACAGAUUUCAUUUGCAUGUCCUUUUCUUCAUCUUUUUCAUGAUAAUAUGUAUAGUUCACUGCGAAAAAGAAUGACAAAUAUGUAUUGCAGUUCUAUUCAAGUUUUUUUUCCCUCUACCAAAAGGAAUUCAAACUUUGUAUACUUAAUCUCCAAGAAAUCCAAUUUCCUCCA